AGUGACAGGCGGGCUCUCCCCCAUCCAGUCAGUCGUCGGAGACUCUUCUGCCUGGCGCUACUGGUUCUACUACUCGCGCCGUGCGUCAUUUUUCGGAAAGUGAAGUACUUUUACUUGAACGAAAAUACUAUCAAAUACAAUUUAAGUGCACAGUGUUCACCCUUGUGUGUGUGAUGCAAGUGAAACAUAGCAAUAAGUGACAAAGUAUCAAGUUCAGCAUCUCAAGGAAAGAAAAGAAAGUGUUACAAAGAUACAUUCUCUUCAUGAUUUCCGUAAAGGCCUUAUUUUUCGUAGUGAAGUUUACACGUCCUAUCGUAUUGUGAUUCAGGUGCCAAAGUCAUUGUUCAUUUUCCUCGGAGAUAUACUACAUCCUCUUGUAUGAUUCGUCCAUCUCAUGACGCCAUUUUAAGUAUUUAUUAUUAAUAAGUAUUCUAACUCCUUCGACGGGAAAUUCCUUCAAGCAUUUCACUGUUGCCUUUGAUCCAGUUUACGUUCUCUUUACUUGGGUUGACCCAGCUCUUGAGACGCCAGUUUAAGCAUAACUUUACACUGCUCCGUUGGUCCAGCACUUCAAGCAUCGUCUUAAGCAUACCUUUCAUUAGCCCAUCUCUUGUGACCUGAUUUUAAUCACAUCCGUCUGAUUGGCCCAGCCUUGUGACGUCAUUCUAAAUAGUCAUAGUGUUUUGACGUCUCUCUAUCAGUAUUCCAGCUCUUGUGACGUAUUGAUAUCAUUUCGACAUCGACGACGACGUAGUGACGACGACGAAAUCGACAAGUUUCUUCAGCACUUCGGGUCCUCCUCGACGCGAUUUUCGAGGAUCGCUUCUUCCGUUUCCAUCCGCCCUCUUCUUUCACUCUCUGCUUCGUUAUUCUCCCACAGCUUUGUUAGAGAAGCCGUGUCGUUAGGAAGAAUCCACAGCGAGAGAAAAAUUGCAGGCAUUUUUCAACUGUUCAGCUUCGUAACUCAUCUGAGAUAUGUAUAUAUAAAUCUGCAACUGCAACUGCUAACACUGUUUCAUCUGGAGAACAGAAAACAAGUCAUUUCUCUUAAGAUACAGCAAACUGCUUUUGCAUCUGGUUUGUCAAUUUCAUUUUCGAAUUUGAAAUUUUCGAAAUUCACUGAAAUUGGUACUCUGGAAUAAUGAUUUGGGUGUGAUGUCAUCAAUGAUUUUGUUUUGUUUUGGAACGAAGUUGUCAAUCCUGUCACGUCACUGCACGUCAGCUUUUUUUAAGGCGUCGGUCAGCUGUUUGAGAAGGGAAUACUGAGAACCGUUACUUCCCUGCCAUCCAUCCAGUUGAGAGAAAAUACUGAGAAUCAUUACCUACCCGCCAUCCAAUUGACAGAGGAAUAUUGAUUGUUGUCACUUAUCUGUGUCCUGUUGAGGGAAGGUAACUUAGUGCCGUUACUUCCCUACCAUUCAGUUGGGCUAAGAGAGUAUCAUUAAGACCCAUUACCUAACCGGAAAGAGUUGAUUCUUAAAGAAGAAGAGUGAAGAGCAUUGUUACUCGUAUCUCAAAGAGGAAUUUCUAUAAAGACAUAGUCGCUGCAUUGAGAGAUUUACGGAUGGGAAAUGUGAAAAACAAACACGUAGUUAUAAAGAAAUAAAUUAAGACUGAGAUAUGCCUCGGCGUCUCGGAAAAUGUGUUAUAAUGUAUGAGGAAGCUGUUGACAUGUCGGUAAAAUGAACGAGACAAUUUCUUUAGUGAACUAAGUGAAAUAGAAAAUCGAAGAAAGGAGUAGAAAAAAUAACAGACAAUUAGACGAAGCCCAAAACGAAAUUAAGUAAGCGUUCAAAAGCGAUAGUCAUUCAACUUGUCAGAGAGCGAGUGCAAAACAAAAGUUGAGCGAAUUGAGUGCGAAGGAAAGGAGGUGUUGGUGGAGGAGGAGGAGGAGGAGAGGUAGGAGCAAGAGCAGGAGCAGGAGCAGGAGGGACCUUUGCAUCGCCGACGACCAAGACAGCAUCAACAUAGGGACCCCGGACCACCGCAGCGGUUUGUGGUGUCCCUGGAGGAGGCGACGACGGCGGAGGAGGAACAACGCCGUCGGGAGCGGCAACAGCAGCAGCAGCGGCAGCAGCUACAGCUGCAGCAACAGCACGAGCAACUUCUUGGCCCUGACGGCUGAGAAGGACUCCAGGAGGCUCCACCAUGCCGAAAGUAGUGGUGAAGCCCCUCAAGCCAUGCCUCGGCUCUCCCUCAAGAACAUCAUGGGGUUCAUCUGCUCCACCAAUCGUCAAACAACUCACGCUUCCUUCCAUUCACAUAGGGGUGGAAAAGCAAAAGGAAGGAUUCAGGAUUAGGAAGGAAAGGUAUGAUGGGCCGAGUCUUCUGUGUUGGAGGUGCGGUCAUGGCGGCGUGGUGGGCGGGGUGGGCGGCGCAGGCGGCGGCAGCGUAACGGGGAGCGGUUGGCGCGCCGCCCCGAAAUCGGGGGGCGCAGCUUCCGGACCCGGGUCGCCGCCUGCGAUGUCCAAGGGCCGCUCGCGGGGCUCAUCUGUUACCUCGACGGCUCCUGCUGCCGCCUUCUCCACCACCCUCUCCACCACCACAACCACAACGACGACGACGACGACAACCACGACGACGACAACACCAACCACCACGACGCCGACAACCACCUCCACCAGUACCACCACGACGGCCACCACCGCUGCCACCACCCCCACCACUCCCACCAUGAAUGGUGAGAGGCGGUCGGGUGUCGAAGUGGUGCCCCAGCCGCCCCCUUCUAACAGGCGGUCCGUCCGAACCUCCAACACCUUCACCUCUAGCAUUAAAGGUCUCUUACAGCAGCGAGAGGACUCCGCCGGGGGCCAGGGCGGGGGAGGAGGGGUAGGCGUCUUGACGUCGCUGCGUCGGUCGUUGCCCAGGUCGCGUUCGACGUCGGCCAACGUGGGAGAAGUUCGUCCUGGGCAGGAGGAAGGAGGAGCUGGCGGUCGGCGCAUCACGCUUCCCUCCUUGCGUACCCCGGGAGGUCCUCCCAGGGGCAGGAGGACGCUUUCCAUGUCGAAAAAUAGACGCUCAGUGAUACUGGAGGAGGACAGAGAGGCUCUCAACGGUGAGGAGUCUUUUGGCCCCCUGACGCCGACGUCGGUCUCGGGGGUCAAUCACUCGUGUGGAGGCACUACCACCACCACCACCGCCGCCGCCGCCACCGCCGGCAAGCGGCAGUCCCCGAGGCCUCGACGCUCCCAAAGUGUCCAAGACGGAGAGCGCCAGUCCCUCGCGAGGGCAACAAUUGUGAAACAAUCGAGUGUCGAAGAACAUGUGUUGGAUAACAGUGAACAGGACCAGCAACCGUCGCCUGGGCAGCCCCCGGGAGAUAGGCGUUCGCUCUUAAGCCAAGAAGACGAUCAGGGCGUUGAGCCAAGUAGUGAGAGGCUGGGUGAGGAAAGAACUCGAGAGGCAGGUACUCUUACGGAAAAGGAAAAGUUAGAAGGUGAAAAAGAAGAGAAAGAAAGAGAUGAAAGAGAAGAGGAGGAACGGAGGGCGCCCGUUGAGGACGAGGACGCCGAGGAAGCCGUGGAUAAGUCCCCCGAUGGGCGUUUCCUCAAGUUCGACCAUGAAAUCGGUCGCGGGUCCUUCAAGACCGUCUACAGAGGACUGGACACCGAUGCUGGCGUUGAUGUCGCCUGGUGCGAACUCCUGGAACGGAAAUGGAACAAGAACGAGCGUCAGCGGUUCCGCGAGGAGGCCGAGAUGUUGAAGGGCCUCCAGCAUCCCAACAUAGUGAGAUUCUACGAUUACUGGGAAGUCCACAGUGCCAAGAGGCGCUGCAUCGUCCUCGUCACAGAACUCAUGACCUCUGGCACCCUGAAGCAGUAUCUACGGCGUCUGCGCAAGGUCAACCUGAAGGUGCUAAAGAGUUGGUGCCGUCAAAUCCUGAAGGGUCUCCAGUUCCUUCAUUCGAGGUCUCCUCCCAUCAUUCACCGAGACUUGAAGUGUGACAACAUCUUCGUCACCGGGACCACAGGAUCUGUCAAAAUCGGCGACCUUGGUCUGGCCACACUCAAGAACAGGUCUUGUGCCAAGUCAGUUAUUGGUACUCCAGAGUUUAUGGCCCCAGAAGUGUAUGAAGAACAUUAUGACGAGAUGGUAGAUGUGUACGCGUUUGGAAUGUGUAUGAUGGAAAUGGCCACCUUAGAAUAUCCUUACAAGGAAUGUUCAGGACCUGCACAGAUUUAUAAGAAAGUUACAACAGGAGUGCGUCCUCAAAGUUUUUUGAAGAUAGAGGAUGAGGAUGUUAAAUACAUUGUUGAUUGGUGCACAAGACUUCAGAAUAUUGAAAGACCAACUGUGAAAGACCUACUGAACCAUGAGUUCUUUCAAGAAGAGACUGGAAUCAAAGUUGACCUCACCAAUAAGGAAGAAGCUUUGUUAAGUGAUUCUGGGAAUGUAACCCUAAGAUUACGUGUAGUUGAUCCCAAGAAACGCAAAGACAAACACAAGGAGAAUGAAGCCAUCCAAUUUGACUUUGAUAUUAAUAAUGAUAAUCCAGAUAAGAUUGCAGAGGGCAUGGUUAAAAUGGGGUGGAUAUUUGAAGAAGAUGAAAAGACAGUGGCAAGGAUGAUUGCAAGUCAGAUUAGCAAUUUGACAAGAGAAAGGGAAGAACGUCGCAAAAAGGAGGUUGUCGAAAAAGAGAAACAACUGGAAGAACAGCAGCUUCAGCAACAAGUUCAGGAGAUUGCUCCACAGCAACCACAGGAGCAGCCAUUACAACCAUCUCCUCAACUUCAGCCCCAGACACCUCAACCUGUUCAGUCAGCUCAGCCAAUUCCACCUCAGCCUACUCAACAGCUGCAGCCACAGCAGAUUCAACAGCCACCGCAACCAAUGCAGCAACAGCCACAACAGAUACAGCAGACACAGCAACAAAUACAACCAACAUCACAACCAAUGCAAACACCUCAGCCAAUACAGCCAACACCCCAGCAAAUACAACAGCCACCACAGCAGAUACAGCAGCAACCACAGCAGGUGCAGCAGCAACCACAACCAAUACAACAGCCACAACAGUUGCAGCCACAAGCACCAGUGCCACAGCAACAGGCCCCACCACCUUUGCAAACCCAGACUUCUGUACAACCACCAGUAUCUGUACCCAUUCAACAGAGCCAACCCCAACAAACUAUUCCUCUAGAUCAGCAGCAGCCGGCACAACCUCCUCAGCAAACAACGCAACAGAUGCAGCCAAAGCAGGAGCUUCAGCAGCAAAUGGUCAUUGAAGCAGUUCCUCAGGAACAGCAAGGUGAAAAUGUAAGAGAAAGUGGCUACUAUACCUUGACACCAGGUAGUGAAGGCCAGCAGACAAUUACUCAGGAUGCCCAGUUUUAUGGUUCCAGCUAUGGUUAUGGAAAUUACCAAAGUAGUUCCUCACAGUAUCAGCCAGUCAGUGUUGGUUUUCAGUCACAGCCCCAGUAUCCACAAGCUGGUGCCGUUGCAGUGUCAGUAUCACAGGCAUACAUACCAACAAGUGGUUUUCAACAGGUUCAGCAGCCUGUUCAGCCUGCUGCUCAGCAACCAACUUCUGUUCCUCAGCCUUCAUCUCAGCAGGUAGAUCAGCAACAUCCUGAAUAUUUCAGUAGUAUAAGUUCUCAAGUGUGUGGUAGUACUGCAGGUGCUGCUGCUUUACUUUCAUCACAGCACCAUGUGGGAAUUCCUCAGUCACAGGUCUUAACAUCUCAGGGAGUUAUAAUUGGUUCUCCUCCUGUGGCAAUAGGUUCACAAGCUUUGACUGUUCUCAGCCAUCCUGUUGUCAUGGCUUCAGUGCCUAUGAUGGUGCCUUCUGUACCUUCCGUGGCAGCUGCCAUGUCCCAACAGCCAGCUGCUGCAGCGGUAGUUAUGUCACAACCUUCAGCUGCUGUGAUGACACAGCCUUCUGUUGGGGUCAUUGCCAGUCAGCCAACUGGAAUUACAUCACAAACGCCAAUUCUUGCCCCACAGCCAGUUGUUCUACCACCUCAGCCAACGCCUCUUAUGUCCCAACCACAGCCUGCAUUAAUAUCCUCACAGCCAGCGAUGAUGUCUUCACAAGCUCCUAUACUUCAUCCUCAGUCACAAGUAAUUUUUUCUGGUGGGUCAUCAACAUCUGUUGUAGGCUCAGAAACGCAGUGUGUUAUACCUCCAGCAGUGGUUGGUCAAGCUCCAGGAGUGGGAACACAGCUUCCAGCUAUAGUGGGACAACCUCCAGCUGUAGUUCCUCAGCCAGUCAUACCCUUGCCUAUAUCAACACAGCCCCAGCCCAUCAUCCCACCUGUUGCCAGUGGGACAAGUAUAUUGAUACCUGGCAGCAUUCCACAAGUUAUUCCAGCUGUAUCUUCACAGUCUGCAUUGCUGUCCUCUCAGGUUCCGGUUCCAUCAUCAGUUGUGUGUGCAAAUGUUCCAGCAUCAAUAACAUCAGAAACGGUUACUUCCGAUGUAUCUGCAGAUGUAACCAUGCCAGGUGCCGCUGAAGUAAUUCUACAGAGAACUGCUACUUCUGCCUCUGAAUUGGCAGCUACAACUGCACAAGUUAUAUCAACUCUAAGUCUCAUUCAGUCUCAGCAGACAGUUUCACUUACACAACAAGAAGCCUCAGUGCAGCAUGUUGGUGGUAUCCCUGCACAGCUAGGAAGUGUGACAACUCAGCCAGCGUUUUUACAGUGUCAGCCAUCCGUAGUCCCUUCUAUACCAGGAGUAGUCUCGUCUGUAACACCCAUUGGAACUUCUCAGUCAUCUGCAAUCACCAGCGAUGCAAGUCAGCUGGAGAAUUCCCCUUCACCUCAGAUGCUGACGGAUUUGCAUUCCCACCUGGUCAACGACAGGCCUGGUGGCAAUGGUCUGGAGAGUGUCUCCAACUUCGCCAUCACAAGCAACAUCAUCUCAACUACCUGUACCACUUCCACAACCACAACUACAACAUUCUCUACUCAAUCCCACUUUGACCCCAGCGCUGCCUCUGAAAGUGAGAACAGCGAACAUCCUGCAGAUGGAUCCAGCAACAAGCAGCAUGCAGAACGCAAGAAGAUACGAAGAAAGAAAACUCUGGAUCGGUUCCCCAAGCUUAAUGUGUUAUCAGUCACAGAUACCAUGGUUGAAUGCCAACUUGAAACUAUUAAACAGAAGACAAUAACAUUCAAGUUCGACAUAACUGACAAUGACCCUCAAGAUGUAGCAAAUAAACUGGUUAUGACCAAUCUCCUACCUGGAAAUCAUGCUGAAGUUGUCAUCAAUUACAUUGAAGAUAUCAUUAGACAACUUCAGGAAAACCCAAAUGUCCUGCCAACAGUUUCAACUCCAGGUUUAGAUUCCCGAAGCCAGCAUCAUUCACAAGAUGGUCAGGCAAGAUCUCCAUCAGUAACCAGAAGACAUCGAGAUGACAACGACACUCGGGCUCGGUACCUGGCCAGGAAGCUGAGUCGAUCCUCCCCUAAACGGCGGCGGCGACACAGCUCACAGAGAGAUGAGGAAGGAGACAGUGCUCCAGGUACCCCAAAUAAGCGUGUAGAGCCACGUGAAUCAUCACCACAAGUUCAAACAAGUCCUGUUCAUCAGUCUCAGUUACCACAAGCUGUAGAACAGCAGCAGGUAUUGACAACUGUUCCUCAAGUAGACCCAACACAGUUGUCUCAACAGCAAGGUCUAACAAUUCAGCAGACACAACAGCCAGAUGUAGACAAAGAGAAGUCAGCUGAGCAAGUAACAACUACUCUACAAGCUCCAGCUGUAAAUGCCUUACAACAGCCAGUUUCAACACAGCAAGCACCACAGCCCCCACAGGCUUUCAGAAAGUCACGCUUCCUGGUGAGUCCUGUGGUAGAGAGCAAACUACUUCCUGGGGAGGACGUGAGUGGGGGAACAGGGAGUGUGGCCGUCCAGCAGCAGCCUUCCUCCUCCUCUGCAGCCCCCACUUUACAAUUAGAGGAUUCCCCUCAAUCUGACUCCGUGCCUGCUACUUCUGCUGCUCUGCUUCCUCCCUUAGCACCUUCUUCCACCUCUGUGCUUACUCCAUCACAAGACCUACAGACAAGUGAUGGCAUGGUUGGUGUCCAAGGGACAGGUGGCAUUACUCCUGCACCUAUCUCUGCCUCUCAGCCAGGGUCAGGGGGCCCCACUCCACCUUUGCACUGUACUCCAGAGAAUACUUAUGUAGCAGAUCAGCCUCGACUCUCACAGCAAAAUUCAUUAGAGAAGAAUGACAGCAUUACGUCAAACAGCAACUUAUCUGAGUUGGCUCGCAAGUUGCAACAACUGCAGACUACUGGAGGAUCUGUAACACCCUUGACAUUGCCACCAACCCACACUGUGCCACCUUUUAAUGCUCCUAUAUCAGCACCAAGCCAUCCAAGCACACCUACCACUUAUAGUACCCCACCUACUUUCAAUCAAGAACUUAAUAUGCAGCUUGCAGGGGUGCUGAGUUCUGGGGCAACGCGGAAUACACGGGCCCUCUGGUCACCGUCUGUGAACUACAAAACCUGCCCUGCCUUCUUCCACGUUUUGGCACCAGAGGGCGGUGGCAGUGGUAGCGGAGUUGGUGGAAGCAUAAGUAGUGGUGGUGGAAAUGGUAGCAUUGCAGGACUGACAGUAUCUAGCUUGGGUGUGCCUGUACAAGAAGCAAAUGUUGUGACCCAACCACUUGGUCCUCAGUAUACUCAUCGUACAACAGACAUCCCGCCUACAGAAGUUAUCCAGCAGGUUGCAUGUGAGGUGGAGGGCAAGGAGGGUAUGCGUUCCCUCCCGCUGCCUCAUGGUCCACUGCACAUGCAUCCGGGCGGUGCUCUCACAAUCGUCGUUACUCCCCCAUUACCUCCACUGAACCAGGCCUUGCAGUCCGAAUUUCAGGGCGUUCCAAUUAUGGGUACAGAAGAACAGGGAGUUAUCAUGCCUCCUGCAGUCACUAGUGCAGUGGAUGUUGCACCUCUAGUUGCAGAGUCUGUGCUACCAGCUUCACAAAUGACAACAGAAACCACAGUACCUUUAUCAAGAGAACCUUUGCCUAUUGCAAUCGGUGAAAUGACAUUGCCAGUUAGUGCCAACAUAUUCCAGACAAAUUUUCCUGCAAAUUUCCAACCAGUGUCUGAUCCAGCUUUGGACCAUAUGCAGCACAUAGCAAUGUUGAACACAGGUGUGACUGCAACUAGUGUAGGUGUAAUGCCAGGUAUGGGCAUAGCAGGACAGCCAGCUACAAUACCCACAGCUAUGGCACAAGGCAUGGAUAUGCCUGGAGCAGCAUUAGGUAUUCCUACAGAAGUUAGAUUAGUUGCAAUGGACCCAAGCCCAGAGCAGCGUGGUAAAAUGGAUUUGAAUGCUCUGAAGGAGCAGUUGCAGAAACUUGUGCCUGGUGCUCAUCUUACUGUCACUUCUCAAACUCCACAGGAUACCAUCAAUUCUGUGGCACCUACAAUGGAAGGUCUUGCUAGUGAAUAUCAUCAAGUGUCACUGAAUGAUGCUCAACCUCACAUGAGCAUACCACUUGCUCAUGAUGGGACAGCUGUAAGAGUUACCCCUGUCAUGCUCCCACAGACCGUUAGAUUAGUCACAGGGGAAACAGUGGAAAUUUUUCCUCGGCAGUAUGCUGCUAUGAUGCCUGUUAAUUUAGAUGGUACGCCUGCUGCUACACCUGCAAGUUUUGUAACAACUAUGUCACCCUUACCACAAAGAAAGGAAAUGUUGUCUCGAACACCAUCACUUAAAGAAUCAGAAGGAGAAACAAAAUCAGAUGCAGGUGAUGCAAGGCAGACUAGAAUAGCACGUUUCCAAGUUACAAAAGUUGUUGAAGAAUCUGGAAGAAGAGCAUCAGAUGCAUCUACCUGUAGCAGUCCAGUGAGUUCUCCUGUACGCAGAGGAAGAUUUGCUGUUAUGAAAGUGGCUGAAUCAACUGAAUCAGCAGGUAGCACUCCAGUAGGCACAGGUCCUGCCGUUGGCCAGACUGAAUCCCAGUCACAAGAAAACACCUGCGGUGAUCCUCAGGUUGAAACUCCAUCAGAUCCUCAAUUUUUGCCAUCGUCUCUUGUCUCAUCUUUUGUAUCUGAGGAUCCUGAAACUACUACUCCAGCCACACCUGCUGCUGAAGAAGACAGUUUAAGUCAACAGCCGUCAACUAAUGACUCUAGUGAUGAUCGUUUACCAACUCCAGAUGGCAGCCAAUUCAGUAUAGUUGUUACUAGACCCUCUGGCGAUAGCUGGCAGCCCCAGUCCCAGCCUUCAUCCUCAUUCUCCUCCUCCUCCUCUGCCCCUCAUGUGCAGGUACCCAGGUGUGAGAGGACUUCCCCCUCUCCUACUUAUUCCCCUCCACAUCCCCAUUUGAAUGCAACUCAAACACAGAAUGUACUGACUCUACCAAAAGAACAUGUAAUUCCAAGUAACAGAUUGAGAGAGAAAUGGCGUAAAAGGUCAAGAUCUCCAAAUAUUAUUAUUCCUACUAGGGCUAAAAGUUUUAGUAGCUUGUUGUCACCAGAGGACCAUACUAAUAGAGCACCUUAUUCCCCAGAAGAAAAUGUUCCCUUGCUUCAUGCUGGAUUUGAGAAAGGUGCCAUUUCUAAGAAAUGGGAUGGAAAAAGGACAGCAUCAAUUGGACACGAGUUUCAUAUGAGUGUUUCUUAUGAUGAUGAUUCGGAUGAGGCAUUUGAAAAUAAAUAUUAUAUUUCAAGAAGUCAGGGUCAUGAUUGUCGUCCCCCAUCACCUUCAGCACUAAGAGCUGGUGACAUUCACCCUCAUUUAUCAAGAAGUCGCAGUCGUGAGCGUCUUCCUUCUUCUCCAUCAUCAGUAAAAUCUCCUAUAUCACCAAAAUCUCAGGGAACAUCAAACAAAAUCAGCCCUGUUCCCCCACCAAUUCCUCCCAGGAAUAAACUUUUAAAAUCAGCUCUGAAAAAGACUAACAGUGUGAACUGGCUUGAUCGAAGUAGUAGCAUUGUAGACUUGGGAAAUUUAUUUGAAGAAGUGAAGCAGUCUCGAGAAGCUUUGCAUAAGUCAAGAGAAUCGUUGCACAAGUCUAGGGAGUCACUUAAUCGCUCAGUUGAUAAAAGCAAUUUGAGUGUAUUCAAUCCUUUAUCUCGCGCAAAAAGUGUAUCCCACCUGCAGCACGUGGGGUUAAGUGCUGCCAGAGAUUCCGGAUUAUCCCAUUCUACUUGGGAGUUGGGUGAACCUAGCAAUGUUUCAUUCUUUCCUCCUUUGCGUGCUACUAGCAGUGUUAGCUUUAGUGAAGAUCCCCAGGACAGUAAGUAUGCUGCUACUCAUGGGUCUAAACAAAGCCCAGCUAUGAGACGUUUGACUAGACAGGAUAGACAUCACAGCGUACAUGAAGAUUCUGUAUACCAUACUGUGCACACACCAUCUCAUGCAAGUGCACCAAGGAGAAUAAAUUCAUCUCGUUAUCCUCUAACUCUUCAUCCUCCUGCAUUCCAAGAUGAUGUUUACUAUACUAUACAAGGAGGAACUGGAGUGACUCAGCAUUAUCAAAAAGAAGAGCUUCAGUCAUGGCCUAGAUUGUCAUCUUCUCCAAGACCACGUUACAGACACCAUUAUCCAUCCAGUUCUAGCAGUGAAGAGGGGUUUGAAGAUGAUAUUUCUGUUUAUGAGCCCCUUCAAGAAUAUCCCUCCGGAAUGCUGUCACCUGAGAUUCAUAAUCCUUAUUGUGCAUCUGAAGCAAUACAAAUUUCCCCACAGUCUCCCAAAUAUAAUCGUUACCACCACUCUCCGCCACCACACUCACAUUAUUAUCGAUCAUCACCCCCAAGGAGUCCAAAAUGUCAUACUUUUUCUCCUUCUCCAAAGUCUACCCAUCAGUAUCUCCCUCCUUUCCAUCAUAGCCAAAGCCAUUUGAUACAUUCUGGUCCUGUUCCAAUGCCUUCUCAUUGCUGUCAGUCCUCUCAUUACCCACCUGCCUGCAUGCCCCAUAGCUCGUCUCACCCCCACAGUAUUCGACCGUGGGCUUCGUCCUCAGCCCAGCUUGACAUGUACCAUUCGUACACUUGGACCGAAGAAGAAUUGGAUACUGUGAAGAAUGACUUUGAAGACUUGUCAGAGGAUGAUGACAGCUUCCAGCAACUAAUUUACAAGCAAGAACAUGAAGAGGCCGAAAUGAGAAGGCGGCAUCAACAGGAAAGGGAAGCAUUUAGAGUCCUUCGUAAGCAGCGUACACAGAACAGAAGGCCACAGAGCUUACGGUUAGUGAAUUCUCCUGGGCCUCCUACACCUGUUACUACACCUGCAUCUCCUCAUUACCAUACUGAAGCAUCUCAAGGGGAAGGUAUUGAGCAUCCAGUAGGAACUGCACACGGGCCUCCCAUUUCAGCCGAUAACUCUGGUGAUGCAUCCAGUUGUGCCCUGACAUCUGGGAAGAAAGGGCGCACAAUAUCUGAAGAUAUGCUACAGUUAGUUCAAAAUUUAGGUACCCCUCGCCCAACGUUUAGGCCUGCAGGGAAGAUGACCCUUAAUCAGAUGAUGGCACUCCAAAAAUCUUCAGCUACAGUGCCAGCACUAGGGCAGAGACCAGUUUAUCACAGUUUAGGAAUAGCAGCUGCACCCUUCCCCGGCCAGUUCUUUUCUUCAGCAUAUAACACAUUCCCUUACACAUACCAGCGGCUGCCAGACGGCUCUGUAGUGGCUACAUCCCAGACAGAGGAAGUGUCGGGAGUUCCGUCAAGUACUAGUAGUAGUGUCGGUAAUAUUCAACAGACUCCUACAACUAGUGCUACUUGGGGUAACUGGCAGCAACAGCAGUAGGUGUGGCUAACAUUCCAAGCUCCCACUCAGGGACAGGAACUUGCAUCUGUGAUCCUGUAUUGUGUACUGUACUCAACUGAAGGACUUCCAGGCAACAGCUCUUGAAACUGUGCAUGUGCAAAUAGGAGGGAUAUUGUUUGUCCCUGUUAUAUGGAUUCAAUACUGGGUAUUGUCCAUUGUAAAGGGGUUGAAUACAGUGUUGCAUUGUUUCCAGUGCUUGUUGUAGGAGUUCCUACUAGUCAUUUAAUAGAAGGGAUGAGUUUGCUAAAGAUUUUGUUAAAUUUCAGCAUUAAAUCAUAUCAGUGUUAAAUGAGUCAUCCAUUCUGUUUUUAUUUCAUAUGACUAGGUUUAUUGUUUGCUAUAGUAACCCUUUUUUUUAUUACUACUACAGUUCCAUGACUGAGAACAAGUGUAUCUUUUAUUAGGUAAUUUGAUUAUUCGUAAAGAAACACCUCCCUAUGUUCAUUUGUUAUAAAUAUGAACUAGGGAUAAAUUGUGUAUAUGUUGUAUUAUAUGUACAUUGACAGUUGUACAGUGAGGGGAUGGGAAAGGGACUGUGAUAAGUACUGGUGUAGAAAAUCAAAGAAGACUAGGCUCGUCAUUAGAGAUAUAUACCCAAGUGUAUGUGGGCCAAAACUUGAUGAGUCUUCCAUCAAACAUGUGGAGGCAUCACACAAAGUUUAAAUGUGUGGACAUUGGAGUAGAUGAGUGAUAGUGCCUACAAGUGAGGAUAAUAAAUUACUGAGCCAGCAUCCUUCAAGAUCUUUCUAUCCAGGCUUCUCAAAAUAGUGAUAUGAUAAUGUAUCAGCCUAGCCAGAAUUAUUUUCCAUUUUUUAUUGCACACAUUGCAUUGCAAUAGCAGUGGUUUAGGGUCAAGGCCAAUAUAUUGUAUUAAUAUUGUGAUUGAAUUUGGUGCUACUGCCCUUUAUAUGUGCAGUAUCUUUAUUUGGGAGUUUAUUCAUAUUUAGAUGAAAAAUGUUGAAUUGAUAUUAAAAUCUUUGAGUGAAGAAUUAUGUUCAGUUGCUUAAGGUGUAAGACUCAGCCAAAGUAAGGAUGGAGGGGGUUGCUUUUCUCAUUUAGAAUUAGCAAGUAUGUUUGUGGCAAAUUAAAAUGUGUGCAUCACCUAUAUAUUAUAAGCAUACAUUAUCUUGUACCAUCACAGAAUUGGAGCAUGAAUUUUUUUCUAAAUUUUUAAACAAAACCAAUUUUUAUGGUGUUAUUUCAGUAAAAUAUUAAGAGGUAAUUAUAAAUUGGUAACAUGAAAUUUACAUGUAGGUUGAUUCUGUCAACCACCACUGGCCGGUAGUCAGAUUUAUACUACAAUAUGUAGCCUAUACUGUUCAUAGAUCAAACUGUUUAUCAUUAACCAGCAAUUUGGCAGAAGCCUUGUUGAAAUGUAGUGAUUUUUUGUUCCUCUACCACGUAGCAUAUAUAUAUAUAUUUAUAUCAGUAUAUAUAUAUAGAUACAUAAUGUGUUGACUGACAGUAUAGGCAAGUUACCUUUCUCCUGCUUCAUAUCUUGACCAGUAACCCAUGUAUGAUCCCAACACUGGUUUGUUAUGUACUUCACUGCUUACGCUAACUACCAGGUAGAUAUAUCAUCAGUUGCCGUGCCGUAAGCGCCUCACGUGCAUUUCAUGUCUCCAUUCUUACUGGGAUAUUGCUAUGCUUCAGCUUAGAAAACAAUAAAAUAGGCAAACUAAUAAUCUUUUUAUUGUGCCUAUUAUAAUUAUUUAUGAUACCUUCCUCCCAGGCAUAGAAAUUGAUCAACAAUAUUAACUGAAGUUGAGUCAGGGUGGUGCUGAGCUUGUCCAAUUUUGUAGGUACUGCAAUUAUUUUCCCCUGUUUUCCUAAGUAAUAUCGCUUUUUCUCUUAUGCCUACAUUUCUAUUUAUGUAUGUAAUUUAGAGUAAUAUUGUAAUAUAUUUUAUAUGGAGUAUUCAUUUUUUGUAAUACAAGAAGUGUAAGUUACUAAAAUUUCCACUAUUAUUGUUAGGUUUGACAACUGUCUUUUGUGUUUGCAGUUUUUAAAGGGACAUGGGACUCAGCACUUCUUGCCUCGGCAUAUGGUCUCACCUGCAGCCUGCCAUGCAGUCAUCUGCUAACUGAACUACAUAUUAAUUCCAUGAAAAUCCACUUAUUAUAUUGUGCUGUAUAAAUAUAUUGUAUAAUAUUUAGACAUGAUCAAAUAAAGUGGUGCAAAAUUUAUAAAA
This is a messenger RNA of Macrobrachium nipponense, 14914 nucleotides long. Its product is annotated as serine/threonine-protein kinase WNK1-like. Gene Ontology annotation, cellular component: cytoplasm. The record is from RefSeq and is a predicted model, not a curated record. The transcript has 33 exons. NCBI's taxonomy places the organism in Eukaryota, Metazoa, Arthropoda, Malacostraca, Decapoda, Palaemonidae. Gene Ontology annotation, biological process: monoatomic ion homeostasis; intracellular signal transduction; protein phosphorylation. Gene Ontology annotation, molecular function: ATP binding; protein serine/threonine kinase activity; potassium channel inhibitor activity. The coding region runs from base 2149 to 12702 and encodes 3517 amino acids.